This is a messenger RNA of Laetiporus sulphureus 93-53, 1502 nucleotides long. RefSeq lists its product as uncharacterized. Bases 157 to 1191 code for a protein of 344 amino acids. The record is from RefSeq and is a predicted model, not a curated record. The transcript has 15 exons. NCBI's taxonomy places the organism in Eukaryota, Fungi, Basidiomycota, Agaricomycetes, Polyporales, Laetiporaceae.
CAUCUACCAGCCUGUCGCGAAUGGCCCUCCCAUCAAUCAGAAGGGUGGGGCAAUGUGGUUCACAACAAUCCUAGUGCCGCCGGCUCUGCAUCGCAAUAUAAGGACUCUAGUCGAUCAGAGUCAUCCCAGUUGCGCGCUCCUAGUACCAGUUCCACGAUGUCAACCUUGUCAACUCCAUCUAUCGAUCUGGGUCCAUUCGUAUUCGGAUUGGCAUUCAACUGGGGGCUACAAAGCGUGUUAACUGUUCAGACUUACAUUUACUACCUCUGCUUCCCGCACGAUCGCUGGACUCAAAAGUGUUUAGUAUACGUGCUGUGCAUCUACGAGUGGGUACAGACAGGAUUGAUCACAGCGUUCACAUAUCGUCUGCUACUCUGGGCAACUUCAACUUCAACGCAGUCCUUCUCGUCAGCAAUUGAUGACUUUGAACUCUUCUCCGGCAACGCGUGGGUGACAAUUUACAUUAUGGGUGCAGUCCAGUCGGCUGCAGUGCAGAUCUACUUUUCCCGCCGCAUAUACAUCCUCUCGCGCUCGUAUGUCAUCCCAUGUUUUACCGUUUUCGUCGCAUUGGCUCAGCUGAGUGCUGGGCUCGUAGGCGGUGUUCAGACAUUCAAGACGAUCACAGAUUGCUUACGAGGUAGCUACGGUGCAGUAUACUCGUACGAAGUCCUCAACAUCGAUGUGGCCACAUAUGUUUGGCUUGCUGCAAGCACUAUAUGCGAUUUGACUAUCGCUGUAUCGCUCGUAGUUUUGCUGUUCAGGCUCAAGAAUGGCCUGAAAUGGACUGACAUCAUCAUUAACCGCUUAAUAAAAGUGGUCGUCGAGACAGGCUCAUUGACCGCGGUCACAGCAGUCGUCACUCUUGGUCUGUUCGUGGGAGGGACCGGAGAGUCAGCCAUUUGUCCACUCCUCAUCCUGUCAAAACUAUACGCAAAUUCUGUCCUGAUCACGCUCAACAAUCGCGUGAUCGUCAAGUCUGGACAAAACGGAGAUGCCAAUGUCCUGAAGCCGAUUGGCCAUAACAUCGGCAAUAUGCAGGACUUCCCGACGAUCGAUGUUGAUCACUCAAGCGUACCGCGCAUGAUUCCUAUCGUCGUCGCUGUCAGCCAUGAAGUGAACACUUUUGUUACGAAAGAUGAGGAGGAAGGUCGCAUCUCCGCUGGUCAUGACCAUAGCUGGGAAAGCGAAUGAUCCAAUGACACAAAGAACAGAUGCCUCGCCUUUCCAGUUCGUCUCCCCGCCUACGCCAAGCAUGUGAUGAAUUAUUUUGAUACUUACCAUACGGAACGGUCGGAACCAUGGGCUCGUGGUUUGACAUUGUCCGAGUCUCGUUUCUCUUGACAAUAUGCACUGUGUUACUUGGAGGCAGAAGAAGUUCUCAUGCUGUCUCAGGUCUUUCAUGACAGACUGUGCGUUGCGCGGAAGCCUGCAUGCGCAGCACCAUUACUAUUGGUAUUGAGUCAUUCUCGAGACUCAGGCUUAAAUGAAAAGACAUUUGCAAG